This is a messenger RNA of Ipomoea nil (Japanese morning glory), 984 nucleotides long. RefSeq lists its product as uncharacterized. Lineage: Eukaryota; Viridiplantae; Streptophyta; Magnoliopsida; Solanales; Convolvulaceae. The record is from RefSeq and is a predicted model, not a curated record. The transcript has a single exon. The coding region runs from base 1 to 984 and encodes 327 amino acids.
AUGGACAUCAACGCGAUCGCCUCUGGAUGUGCCGUUUUAUCAUUGUCGGAAGAGGAUGUCGGGGGUCUCGAGGCACCGGACAUUCAUACGAUCCAAACGACAAACUCUCAUCACGAUCUGGUUGGGCGAUUCCUGACGGAUCGACCGAUCAAAUUCGACCACAUGCAGCAGGUACUGGCCUCAGUAUGGCGCCCAGUGAUGGGCAUGCGUGUUCUCCCGAUGGAUGACAACCUGAUCGUAUUCCAAUUUCCGCACCUGAAGGAUCUUCAACGCGUGAUAGAUGACGGCCCCUGGUCGUUCGAAAAUCAAACGCUCGUAUGUGCCACGGUUCCGACGGGCAUCAGGCCUGAUGAGGUGCUUCUCACCGGUAUCUCGAUUUGGGUCCAGAUCCACGAUCUCCCCACCAUUUACGCAUCAUCUGAUUUCAUUGCUCGCAUUGGCGAUUAUGUGGGCACUUUUCUGGCGGCGGAUCCUCACAAUUUUGGGGGAUCUUGGCACAGUUUCUUUCGUAUUCGUGUGCGUCUGGAGGUACAGACUCCUCUGAAGCGACGUAUGAAGAUGCACCGGAAGGAUGGCACGGUCCAGUGGAUCAAUUUCAAAUAUGAAAGGUUAGGCACUUUUUGCUUUUGUUGUGGGGUGCUCGGGCACUCAGAGAAAUUCUGUAGGAAAGUGUAUGAGGAAGGCGUCACUCCUGAAGAAUACCCAUACGGGGCAUGGAUGCGGGCGGGGGCUCGACGUCAGGCUCGUCCAAUUGGGGCGAAAUGGCUCUUAGCCGAUCUCCCACAAACUCCGACAGUCAUGCAGGAAUCCAUCGUAGGGGAGAAGCCACGAGAUGUGACAGAGAUCGAAGAAGCCAGUGGUAUACAGGGCGAGCUGAAGAGACGCAGGGAAGGGAGUAGCGUUGAGCAGGACGUGGUUAUGUUUGAGAACCCAAAAAACUCAUCUCCGGCGGGUCUGACAGCUCAGACUCGCCCUACACAAUGA